CCAGUUUCUCAACUUGAUGUCCUCUCCCAGCUGGAAAAAGGGGAAGAGUUGUUUUCCACAGAUCUCCAGGACUCAGAGGAAAGAAAGCUCCUGAGAAGCAGCUAUACAGGUGAGGGGAUGGUGAGAGAGACCAUGGACCAGAAUCCUCAGCAGGAAGACGAUGAAGUGGAACCACAAGGGUCUUUAUUGCAAAGAUGCAAAGGGAGUAUGUCCAGGACUUGUGAGCAGGGAAAAGCCUGUGAGAGUCAGCACAGGCCAGAGAAGCAGCAGGGAAACCAGCCAAUGCAGAAAGUUGGUAAAUCUGUUAAUUAUCAGGGAACUCACAAAGGCCACAAGGAAACCAUGUCCCAGCAGAGAAUCCCCAUGGGAGAGAGAAAUAACACACGUGUUGAAUGUGGGAAAAAGUUCAGUAGGCGCUCACACCUUGUUAAACAUGAGAGAAUCCAUAAAGGGGAGAAACCCUAUGAAUGCUGUGAGUGUGGGAAAACCUUCACUGAACGCUCAAACCUUAUUAAACAUCAGAGGAUCCACACAGGGGAGAAACCCUAUGAAUGCUGUGAGUGCGGGAAAACUUUUUCUCGGAGCUCAGCCCUUAUUUACCAUUGGAGAAUCCACACAGGGGAGAAACCCUAUGAAUGCUGCGAGUGUGGGAAAACCUUCCCACAGAGCUCAGCCCUUAUUAGCCAUCAGAGGAUCCACACUGGGGACAAACCAUAUGAAUGUUGUGAGUGCAGGAAAACCUUCCUUUGGCACUCUGACCUUAUUAGACAUCAGAGGAUCCACACAGGUGAGAAACCCUAUGAAUGUUGUGAGUGCGGGAAAACCUUCACUGAGCGCGCAAGCCUUAUUAAACAUCACAGGAUCCACACAGGGGAGAAACCCUAUGAAUGUUGUGAGUGCAGGAAAACUUUCUCUCGGAGCUCUGCCCUUAUUAAACAUCAGAGAAUCCAUACAGGGGAGAAACCCUAUGAAUGCUUUGACUGUGGGAAAAGUUUCACUACCAGGUCAAACCUUGUUACACAUCAAAUGAUCCACACAGGGGAGAAACCCUAUGAAUGUUGUGAGUGUGGGAAAACCUUCGCUCGGAGCUCAGCCUUUAUUAACCAUCAGAGGAUCCAUACAGGGGAGAAACCCUAUGAAUGCUGUGACUGUGGAAAGAAAUUCACUGAGCGUUCAACCCUUAUUACCCAUCAGAGGAUCCAUACAGGGGAAAGGCCCUAUGAAUGCAGAGAGUGUGGGAAAACCUUCACACAGCGCUCAGCCCUUGUUACCCAUCAGAGGAUCCACACUGGGGACAAACCAUAUGAAUGUUAUGAGUGCAGGAAAACCUUCCCUCAGAGCUCAGCCCUUAUUAGACAUCAGAGGAUCCACACAGGUGAGCAACCCUAUGAAUGCUGUGAGUGUGGGAAAACCUUUGCUCGGCGCUCACACCUUAUUAGACAUCAGAGGAUCCACACAGGGGAGAAACCCUAUGAAUGCUGUGAGUGUGGGAAAAUCUUCGCUCGGAGCUCAGCCUUAAUUAACCAUCAGAGGAUCCAUACAGGGGAAAAACCCUAUAAAUGCUGUGAGUGUGGAAAAACCUUCGCUUGGAGCUCAGCCUUAAUUAACCAUCAGAGGAUCCACACAGGGAAGAAACCCUAUGAAUGCUGUGAGUGUGGGAAAACUUUCACUGAGCGCUCAACCCUUAUUAAGCAUCAGAGGAUCCAUACACGGGAAAGGCCCUAUGAAUGCAGAGAGUGUGGGAAAACCUUCCCUCAGAGCUCAGCCCUUACUAGCCAUCAGAGGAUCCACACUGGGGACAAACCAUAUAAAUGCUGUGAGUGCAGGAAAACCUUCCUUCGGCACUCUGACCUUAUUAGACAUCAGAGGAUCCACGCGGGAGAGAGAUCCUAUGAAUGCUCCAAGUGUGGGAAAUUCUUCCAUCAAAGCUCAGCCUUUGUUUAUCAUCAGAGAAGCUGCAAGGGAGAUAAAAACCAUAAAACCCUUGUCUAGAGCUGAGGAAAGAUUUUAUUUUCCGUUUGCUAAUUCCCACAUAGUGAGCUUAAAAGAAGUUUUGUGUCCCCAUGGUCUUUCAGUUCCCCCAGCUGAGUUAUGUGCUUUUCCCUUUUGUAGCUCACCCUCCCUUGGGGGGAAUCCCCCCGUCUUUUUCAGCAACUCCUUUGUCCUAUGUCAUGGAAGUGUGUCCCUCCAACUGGAAUUUCAGUCAAUCCCAGGUGGGGGAACCAGGAGUGACCUCAACUAGGUACAUGGAGGCCUACAUGGGCCUUGACUCCACUAGGAUUUUCCAUGGAGUUAGCUAGCUUCAAUUACCUAUCCUAAUGUAAAAACACAAGUAUUUUUUCAAUUAAAAAAUACCCCAUAUAUGGUGGCCAAGAUCAUUUAGAAAAUUUCCUCAACACCUGGCAUAACCUCCAUCACUUUUCCUAGUCUAAACAUAUUUGGAGUAUCACAUUUAUACUUUUCCUCCCACUGCAAAGAAAUUGUUAGUCACCAGGUUCCCAUACUAGGGACAGAUUGUCUCAUUCCCAGUUGUUCUCACAUUACACUGGGUUGUGCUGAAAGUUUUUCUACCAUUUUUCCAUAUUAAAUACAUUUAAAUAUAACAAAGAGAAGGAGCAGGUUUAGAGAUGAUGGGGGGGGGGGGGAAUUUCAACCUCUGAGACACCUGAAGAAGAAGUGGUGAGUUGGAGGGAUUCUCACAUUCCGAAUUACCCCAGCAAUGUUUCCUAUGUUUGAGCCAGAUAGAAUUUAUCUUCUCCACUUUCUACACCUCCACCUGUCAUUAUGUCUUAUGAUUCAGUGUUCUCAGCCCUCUGCUUGGGAAUCACAUUUUAUUUUCUUUGAUCAUAAAACAAUAUUUUCGAAACUGAGAUGACAGUGUCACAGACUUGCAAGGGGAAUUUGAAUGGAUGUCAAACACAGCAUGAUCACUGGGAGUUGAAAUCCCAGUUUCCAACUGUUGGGAAAGCCAAUAUAUUGAUUUCA
Molecule: messenger RNA, 2985 nt
Organism: Terrapene triunguis (Three-toed box turtle)
Lineage: Eukaryota; Metazoa; Chordata; Testudines; Emydidae
Product: zinc finger protein 883-like
Exons: 2
Coding region: 118-1992 (624 amino acids)
Biological process (GO): negative regulation of transcription by RNA polymerase II
Molecular function (GO): DNA-binding transcription repressor activity, RNA polymerase II-specific
Source: RefSeq, a predicted model, not a curated record